AUGCCCUUCCAUGUCAUCAUUUGCGGCGCAGGGCUUGCUGGACUCGGAGCGGCCAUCGCGCUGCGACGAAAGGCCCACAAAGUCACCGUCCUCGAGGCUGCACAGCAGCUUUCGGAGAUUGGAGCUGGCAUCCAAGCCCCUCCCAACAGCUGCCGUGUCCUGGAGAGCUACGGCAUCCUUGAUGACCUUGUCCGACACGUGGUGAGGCCUGAAUCCAUCCAGUUCAGACGGUACUCAUCUGGAAAGGUCAUCGGCAAGACGCCAUUGCGACCUACCAUGACCGACAAGUACGGAUUCCCCUACCUGCUCAUUCAUCGCGCCGACUACCAGGAGUGCCUCUUCGACCAUCCUCACGCCGACAAAGUCGAAGAGUCCGGGCCUAGAGUGUUCCUUAGCAGCGGCGAAGUGCUCAAGGCCGACGUGAUUGUGGGAGCCGAUGGGAUUCGGUCCAGGACGAGGGCUUGCGUGCUUGGUGGCGACGAUGCUUCACCCACGGCGUCAUCCAACUGCGCGUUCCGCGCCACCGUGCCCCGAGAUGUGAUGCUGGCCAACCCAGGCACUCAUCAUCUCAUUAAUGACGUUCACGCAAAUUGCUGGAUCGGCUACCAAAAGCACAUCAUGGCCUACCCCAUCCGCGGCGGACAACUGUACAAUCUGGUCAUGUCCCACCCUGGACACGCCUCGGUGGGCAAGUGGAACGAGGCGGGCAACAUGCUCGAGAAGAAGCAGCACUAUCGCACCUUUGACCCCGCGAUUCUUGCAGUGCUAGAAAACGUUGACUCGAGCCUCAAAUGGGAGUUGGCGGACCUGCCCGCGUUGCCGACGUGGGUGAGCAGCCAGAGUCGCGUCGUGUUAAUCGGAGACGCAGCGCACGGCAUGCUGCCGUACCUGGCGCAGGGUGCAGCCACCGCGACAGAAGAUGGAGCCUCCCUGGCCGAAUGUCUCAGCAGAGCGACCGAGGCAGAAGCGAUUCCGAAGGCGCUCGCCAUCUUCCACAACAUCCGCAAACCUCGCUGCGAAACCAUCCAGGCUCUGUCGAGGACAAAUGGGGACAUAUGGCACCUGCCAGACGGACCCGAGCAAAACCAACGCGACCAGUUCAUGACGGGGAUGACAGGCCAAACCAGAUCCGAGAGCGGAACUUCGGCGCAAAAGCCCAAUCGUUGGUCUGACAAUCAGCUUCAACCAUGGCCUUUUGGUUACGAUGUCAUCAAGGAAGUGAGACACUCCAUCCCGCAACGGCCAACGCAUUUUGCAGAGAAUUAG
Molecule: messenger RNA, 1266 nt
Organism: Purpureocillium lilacinum
Lineage: Eukaryota; Fungi; Ascomycota; Sordariomycetes; Hypocreales; Ophiocordycipitaceae
Molecular function (GO): monooxygenase activity; FAD binding
Source: RefSeq, a predicted model, not a curated record